Messenger RNA from Triplophysa rosa, 2726 nucleotides. RefSeq lists its product as uncharacterized. NCBI's taxonomy places the organism in Eukaryota, Metazoa, Chordata, Actinopteri, Cypriniformes, Nemacheilidae. The transcript has 2 exons. The coding region runs from base 1242 to 2078 and encodes 278 amino acids. The record is from RefSeq and is a predicted model, not a curated record.
AACUAUAAUUAGUGUCACUUAUUCUAUAUGUCGAGCUAAACCUGCAAAAAUCUUCCAGCUUGUUUCUGACCUGAAGUAAAUGACGUGACCUACUUCUUUUCCCACGAACAAUUAUUUUGUUCAUGUAGAUAAAAGCACCUCCUCACCACAUAUCUGACAAUAUAUAAGUAAAGCACAUUCCAGUGCACAGGCUCACUCCCUACCCAACAGAGGAACACUAAAAGAGUUUCAGCUAUUAUAAAUAAUUUACAGAAUUUUUCAUUUGCCCUUUUAACCCCUCUGCAAAAAGAAUAUUUGGCUUGGGUUAAAAAUAUAUUCUCCACAGAUCAAUUCAGUGCAUGUGUGUGUGCACAGGAAGACACAACUUUACUCUGAGUAGUCUGUGGUUUAGUUAAAUUAAUAGAAUUGCUGUCAUUUAUUCUCCAUUAUGUUGUUCUAAAUCAAUAGGACUUUCUUUUAUCUGCAGGUCACAAGCUGCAGGUAUUGAAAUUGGCGCUUAAAAUCUUGUUUGCUUUGUCAAACCUACCGUUUUGUUUCAGAAGACAUUUACUGUAUUAACCCCUGUUUCGAUUAAGUCUUUGAUUACUUUUACUUUUAUAAUUUCUAUACAUCUAUGGCAUGAGGAUGAGUCAACUAAGCUCUGAGCACAUUGGCAUAAAACAUUAAACAGAAUCAAACAAUACUGAACAUAUGUACAUAUUGAAUUAAAUCACAAAAUUCAUUUGUCCCUUGACCAUAAAAAUUGAACUGUUAUGAAAAAAUGUUGCUUCCGCUAUUAAGCACUUAAAAAUAUUCUCUCCUUUCCUUUCUCUUUCCUUGUCCCACUACAUCAACUAUUUUGCCCUGGGCACCUGAGUUUUUGUAUGGCCCUGGAAUGCUGCAGUGUUGCCAUGGAGACCAGGAUAAACCUAUGCUCCUCCACCAUGCAAGAUGGGUGAGAUAUUUAGGUAAUUGCACAAAGCAAUGGAUGACAAGCAGUCUUGCUUCAAGCAAUUGGAUGACAAGCAGUCUGGCUUCAAAACAAACCACUCCACUGAGACUGCACUGUUAUCGGUCACAGAAGCACUGCGGCUAGCCAAGGCGGAAUCUACUGUAAAUCCUCGGUCCUGAUUCUGCUAGACCUAUCUACAGCGUUUGAGAUUGUCAAUCACCAGAUACUGCUAGCAACCCUGUCAUCUCUAGGAAUCUCAGGCACUCCUGAGGUUCAAAUCCUACCUCUCCGGCAGAUACUUCAGGGUGUCAUGGACAGGCUUGCUGUCCACUGCUCACCACAUGAUCACUGGGGUCCCUCAGGGAUCAGUGCUUGGACCGCUGCUUUUUUCCAUCUACACAUUUUUUCCAUCCCAACAUCCUUGGGGCUCAUCAUACGGGCACACGGCUUCUCGUAUCACUGUUAUGCUGACGACACCCAGAUCUACAUCUUGUUUCACCCAGAUGAUACCACUGUAGCAGCUCGCAUUACAGCCUGCCUAGAAGUCAUCUCAGCUUGGAUGAAAGAGCAUCACCUCCAGCUGAACCCUGCCAAGACAGAACUACUCGUGUUUCUGGCACACCCCACGGUGCAACACGAUCUCACCAUCCAACUUGGCAAUACCACAAUUACUGCUUCCAAAACAGCCAGGAACCUCGGAGUCAUAUUUGAUGAACAGCUGCCCUUCAAUGAUCACAUUGCAAAGACAAUGUGGUCAUGCCGAUAUGCCUUAUUCAACAUUAGAAAGGUUAGACCCUAUCUCACUGAGCAUGCGGCACAACUGCUUGUCCAGGCCCUGGUAAUCUCAAGGUUGGACUACUGCAAUGCUCUCUUUGCUGGUCUUCCUGCAAAGGCUAUCAAACCACUCCAGCUGGUUCAGAACGCAGCAGCACGCCUAGUCUUCCAACAGCCCAAAAGGGCUCAUGUGAAACCCCUUUUCAUCUCUCUCCACUGGCUACCAGUUGAAGCCCGCCUCAGAUUCAAGUCAGUAAUGCUUGCCUACAGGACUAUCACUGGAUCUGCACCAGCAUACUUUCACACCCUCCUACACCCCAUCAAGAACCCUGCGUUCAGCAAACCAGUGGCGUCUUGUAUUGCCUUCUCAUAAGGGCAGUAAAUUGCUUUCCCACUCAUUCUCCUUCACAACUCCUUCUUGGUGGAACAUUCUUCCUAACUCAGUCCGGUCAACCACAUCUCUCACAACAGUCAAAAAACUACUUAAAACCCAUCUCUUCUGUGAAUACUUGACAGCAAAAUGAAAGAAAAAAAACACUAACCCUCUCUCUUUCUCUCAACAGGGAGUGGUCCAGCUUUUGUUGAAACUAGUAACUUUGUAUUAGCACCUAUUGUAUUAUUGCUCCUGUAUGACAUAUCGCUUAUUGCUCCCUGAACUCUCUGUAAGUCGCUUUGGAUAAAAGCAUCUGCUAAAUGACUAAAUGUAAGUGCAUCAAGAACUUUGACCAACUUCGCAAACUGUGUAAUCUCAACCAACACUUCUGGUCUAUGAAAGUUCCCAGCAUGCAUCGGGGCAUUUUCAAAUUCCUGGUUAAAAUGAUUUAAAUGAUUGCUGUUUUAGGGUUUGCUGGCUAUAUUGUUGUUGUUGUUGUUGUUGUUGUUGUCAUUGUAAGUGAACUGUAGUAUUUAUAGUUCCUUUUUUUACUUUACGAUGUUUAAUGAUGUUUGAUGAUUGUUAACAUGAUUGAGGUUUGUAAACUCAGUGUUGAGGUCUGAAGUGAAUGACGCUGUGAUGCCUCUA